Molecule: messenger RNA, 6012 nt
Organism: Caenorhabditis sp. 36 PRJEB53466
Lineage: Eukaryota; Metazoa; Nematoda; Chromadorea; Rhabditida; Rhabditidae
Source: the annotation of a GenBank genome assembly
AUGAUCCCAUUUCCUUACUUGGAAAAUGUACUCAGCCCACCGAACAUGGAAUCCAAGCUGGAAAAUGUCUCGUAAGUUUUUCUUGGUUUUUUUUUCCUAUUUCAUUCUGGAAAUUGGAAGUGUUCAAAAAAUGCAGUAGGCCGCCAGACUAUAAAAAAAGCAUUGAAUCAAAUGAAAUCAACGCUAUCUAACUUCGUAGCUUUUUUCACACGAAAACCAAAAACUUUCGUAAUCUGUCCUCCGUUUUCUGCUCCCCUCGUGCGCUCUUUCUAUUUUUUCACGGCUUCAAAACGUUAUCCAUCAUAUAAAUUACACGGCUUCCAAAACCAGUGCGUGCGUAUGCUGCACCUCUUCUCUGCACAAUCUUUCGCCGCCGUCGCCUUUCUCUCGCUCACUAUUUUCCUUUCCUGGCUGCUCCCAUUGCAUCGCUUGUGUCUCGCCGUGAUAGUCCUUCGUUGUCCACGGCUUCUCCUUGUUUUAAUCCCCUGCUUCCCGUGAACUUAUCAGAAUUGUCCGGUUUAGUGAUCCGCGCGGAAGACGUCGCGACCCAGCUGCCAAAAUCGUCAAAUCAUACUCAGCUCGAGGAUAUAUCUACCCGAAGUCAACGGCGACGACCGCAGACCGACAGCGUCGCGCUCUGGAUCCACGGGACGAGUCAUGGCCUAAUAAAAGGUGGGUGCAAAUGUUUUCAGCAGAAAAACUCCAGAAACUUGAUAGCCCGCGAGCAUAUCGAAUUUCUAACAACAUGUUCAAAUUGGCGGAAAACCCGUGGACGCCUCCAACUUUUCGUUCAGCUGGUGUUUUUUUAAAGCUUUUGUGCAAAUAUUGUACAAAGUUGUAGUGAAAGUGAUGUUGUAAAUAGUUUCGAAAUGUGGUGUUCUUUUGAUUAAGCGCAUUACGUCACCUUUUCCAACCCCCCAGACUCAUGAAAAUUUCGAAAGCGACAUUAUAAUUAGCAAUACGACUCGCCCGACGAGACCACUGUCAUCUCACUCCGCAGUGAGUUUUCACAGAGAAAUCUCUCCGCCACCGCCGCCUUCUUCUUCCGGUGUCUCGCUGCGGAUCCGAACACAAACGGUGCUCGACGAGCCAACUCCCUCUCUCUCUCUCUCCGAGGGCAUCCAGCCAGUGGGCGAGAGCCCCUCACAGAGCACUUCCAUAGUAGAGACGGCCGACGAAAGAUCGGCGAUCAGCGCUUGUUCUGAGCAGACACAGACAUGACGGGAGCCCGGACGCGAUCCUGCGGGAAGUGUGUAAAGGGCUCCCGCGCUCUCGCUCUCUCCGUUGUUUCGCAGUCAAAGAGCACAUCCAGAGCGGCAGCAGCAGUCUCCUCUUUUCUAAUAACUUUGGAGAGCGCUCCCCUCGCCUCCCGCAUCCGAUUGUUUCACUCACACCGCAUUUUAUUAUGCCAACUCGCACUUUGUUUAUAUUCGAAAGUUUAAAACGUAACGCGCCUCCAUGUUUCGCAACUGUGAUAACGUUUUCACAACUGUGAUAACGUUUUUAGCCUAGUUUUGUGAAAAUAAAAAUGCAAAAUAAUAAGUUCCAAUUACAGAAUGCGCAAAACUGAUGAAGGAGGCGGAAGUGGUCCAUCUUACGGCCGCCUUUCCAGUUCGUGUUCAUCAAUUCGCAGCCACAACUACACACCUCAGCGAUCCUACACUCCGAGGUAAGAAAACUCGGUUGUCAUGCCGACGUCAUUCUCUCCGCGACGGAUUAACUGCGGCGAGAGGGGGAUCGAGAAAUCGCGGUGAAGUCGAGUAGAAAUUCAUUGGAAGCUAUAGCUGCAGCCUUCCAUUCCAGUGUCCACACGCAUUAUUACUCUUCGUGCUACUGCCGCCUCUCAGCUUUCUUCCCCACCUGCCCGUUUCAGUUUCUGAUUAGCAAUGCAACGUCGCUCUGCUGAUAAAUGCCUUCUGACUUUCCUUCUUUCGGGAAACAUUAACUUUAUACACGCGAAGAGUGAUAAGCGGGACAAAGCUGACCACUUUUUUUAGCGUUGCCAUUGUGCAAACACUGGAAGACACGCAGACUGAGAAGGAGACGGACAAGUUUCCUUGGCAUCAUCAUCGAUUGAAGCAGAAGCAAAUAAACAAGACAUAACCGCUUGUUGUAUUUCUCCGUUCUGUUUCUACGUGUCUCUAGACUCUCCCUCUCUUUCUCUUACACUCUCCAGAAGUCAUUUUUUAUACUGCAAAAAGAUUGAACUUAUCAAAUUUCAAUUUCAGCUUCAACACAUUCAAGUGGUCGCCGGCUUCCUACACACCCAACAUAUCGCGCAAUCUGAAUUCGACGUAUUCCGGGUCGGCGGCCGACUCGGUGCCUGCCUUGUCCUCGUCGUCGACCGCUCGCUCCCGUCUUUCAUUCACCACUCCCUCUACCACCUCAACGAAUUUGUCACGUGCAUCCACCACGUCCCACAAAACUCUGUACAGUAGCCCUGCGGCCGCCCGAGUGUCAGUGUCUUCAAAUGACGGCCUCUCCGGCACGUCUUCUGCUCCAACACACGUUUAUGGAGGAAUCAGAAAGUACAGUACGACCGAGCGCACUUCGGAUGUAAAGCCGUACUACUCGUCAGUCGCAUCUUCGUACUCUAGCACUUAUGACAGCAGACGACAGUCACGAAGCGACCGAGAUCGAUUGGCCUCCACGCUUCCUGAUGUGAAGAUUGAAUCGGGACCGACAACGAGGACUCACAUGGUGCAUCCGACAUCUUCACACAUCAGAAGUCGCUCUUCUUAGUAAGCUUUAUAAUGUUAUUCGCAACUUGUGAAAAGCAAAUCUUUCAGUUCUCGCGGAAACACGGUUGCAAUGUUCACACAACAAGCGAAAGAAAGGGCAGAUCGAGAGGAAAAAGACCGUGAUUAUAAGGAAUGGAUGCAGCGAGAGAAGGAUCGGGAAGCCGAGUUGGGGCUGGAAACCCUUUAUCCGGUCACCUCCACGGUUACCUCGCCGCCCUCUUCUGCACAGUCCGACUACCGUCGCUCGGUUGCAAACGCUUCUACCACGCCAUCGGCCACGUCUUCCCCAUAUCGCUCCAAUCGUUAUUCCUCGGCGACGCGGCUUUCUACCAGUUCGGGACCUAUCGACGAUGUCAUGUCUACUUCGUACUCGAGCGUGGCAGCUACACCUCCUCCCGCUUAUUCUCAACUUUCCACGUCGACAUCCACCCUUCUUCGCAACCGAAGAGCGAAGUUGGAGCAGGAGGAAGAGAGCAGAAAUUCCUCUUUGACUCCUCAGCCAUCUCAAGCUCCGGCGCCCGUGCCGCCACCUCCUCCGCCUCCACCACCGCCAAUAAAAAGCCCUUAUCUACCGAGAAGCGUGUCUGCUGCCGUUCUUUCUUCCGCUUCCAGCUAUAGCAAGCCAACAGCGAAUGUAAUUCCAGCCAUUUUGCUCGUUAUUCAGUUCUGAUUCGAAUUUCAGGUGCCUCCGUACGAAGAGGAUCGUGAAAGUCUGGACGUCGUGGAGCAAGGUUUCACAGGACUCCUCAACUUUGGCAACACGUGUUUCAUGAAUGCCGUUCUUCAGAUGCUCGUGAAUAACGUGGAACUUCGCGAGUUUUUCCUCGGUGACCACUAUAAAGCGGAAAUCAAUGUAUCGAAUCCGCUCGGGUCGGAAGGACGACUUGCCAACGCUUUUGCCGAUUUCAUGAAACUAAUGUGGAGCGGUCGCUACAAACAACUCGAACCACGCCAAAUCAAGAACAUUGUAUCGGAGAAAGCGUCUCAGUUUGCCAAUUCGCUUCAGCAUGAUGCACACGAAUUCCUAUCUUUCUUGCUGGACGGACUCCAUGAAGAUGUGAACAGAGUGAAGAAGAAGCCGUUGACCGGGACUGUCGAGAGUCACGGAAGACACGACUUUGACGUUUCAGAGGAGGCGUGGAGGAACCACGUCCUGCGAAAUGACUCCAUUUUUGUCGACCUUUUCCACGGACAAUUGAAGAGUCACGUGCAGUGUCCCUAUUGUGAUAGAGUCAGUAGUUCCUUUUAUGUUUUCAAUAAUUUAGCAACUUUAUUUUCAGGUGUCAAUCACAUUCGAUCCGUUCGUUUACCUUCCUGUUCCCUUUCCAAAGCGGAAAAAGUCGUCAACUAUCAUCUUCUGGCCUCUAGAAAACCAAACUCAACCGUACAAACUCUCGGUCAGCUAUUCGGCCGAAGGAACCGUCGCCGAUCUUCUUUCCGCUGUCAGUGAAGCUGUACGAGUACCAACACGAAAUUUGCGAGCCUGUGAAGUCAUCUGUCACCGAUUCGACUGCAUCUACGAGAAUGACAUGAAAGUGUCCGAUAUCAUUUUUCCGGAGAACUUGUUCGUUUUCCAAAUUCACGAUGAGUCGGAAUGCAAAGAAGACGUGCUGGUCCUCUAUGUUCUUCAGCGCCAACUCUACAGGGACACACUGAAGUACGCCUGCCACGAAUGCGGAAAGAGCCAAGUGAAGCUGAAGUCGUGCGAUCAGUGCUACGACGCCUUCUAUUGCUCGAAAGAAUGCCAACUUGCCAACUGGUCAACUGGUGGACAUAGAGACGCUUGCGCAAAGAGAAUGAUCAGCGCGAUGGUCGGAUUUCCAUUCAUCGUCUCUUUGCCCCGUUCUCAGCUGACCUAUCAGCACCUUUAUCGCGUGCUCGAGGCCAAGAGUCGGCACUCCGUCACAGUGUUCCAAGCGGCACCGUGCGACGGAGAAGGCGGAGAAAAUGAUUCGCUGCAAAUGUCUUCCUCAGAUUCGUUGAAGAAGCGGAACGGAGGAGUCGGAGCACCGCCGUCGUUCCUCCAACCGCCGGAGAUCAGGCCGCCUCUACCAGUAUCUCUUAUACCCCUCGUAGGAAAAGUGUUAUAGCAGAGCCGCGUUCUCGAACUCAGAAGAUGUUUGAAAUCCGAAAGCUCAGAGAUCGACUCGACUCCUUCGGGGCCACUAGCAUUGGAGACGACGAAGCGUGUCAGUCCUUAGAAACCAAAACUUUCAUUUCGAUAAACUGGAUGAAUCUACGGCACGGAAAGCCAUACAUCACUGUCGGAAAUCGAUCGGAAAUCGAUGUGAAUGCGGAGAAAAGCAGACAGAUGACUAUUUCCAGCUCUAACAGCUUCGAAAGAAACGGAACCAAUUGCGACACGAAUCCUCAUCUCACGCAGAUGCUCGGCCUUUUCUCGGAAACCGAACGCUUGAAGCCCGAAGAGAGCUGGUACUGUUCGACGUGCAAAGAACACGUGGAAGCGACGAAAAGACUGCAGCUGUACCGGCUUCCUCCUGUGCUGAUCAUUCAACUGAAGAGAUUUGUCUACACAGGUACGGUGAUAUCAUCCUCAGAGUGUCCCUCAUUUUGAUAGAUGAUUCCAUUACAGCCUUAUCAGCUGGACACCGACGGUCCAAAGACGAGAGGACCGUGGAGUAUCCGCUAGAGAGCCUCGACAUGUCUCCUUUCCUGGCUGAAACUGCGCCGAACAAGAGUUCAACGGUAAACUCGCUCUUCUCAUUCGCCCUCCGCCCAACCACAUAUAGCUUCAGAUUUACGAUCUGACAGGAGUUGUAUGCCACAACGGAAGCAGUACCUUCGGGCACUACAACAGUAUUGGACGACUGGCAGAUUUCGAUUCGUCAAAAACCAAAAUCGAAUGGCGGCUGUUUGACGAUCGAAGUGUGUCGCGAAAGUCGCCGAAUAAUCUGCAAACGGACGACGCCUACCUUCUCUUCUAUAAAUUGAGAGAUCCCUCGGUGACCAGAAGCAUAUUCAAGUGAGUCGAAAAUAAGAAAAUAUACUCUUUCGAACAAAAAUUGUAGUAGUAUGCGUAAGAGUCGUCGUCAGAAAAAGUCAGAGCCGAAAACAGAAGGAAGCGAAUGAGAGCGAAUAACACUUUUGUGGGAUGAUAACAGGGGUUACGGUAGUAGGUUCUCCUUCGACUAGAAAUCAUUCCGUCGCUCUGAUAACUGCACUUUGCGAUAAAAGGGCAUCAAUUUAACGGUUAUUUUUCAGACGACACUACUCGUUCGACCCGGACAACCAAGUCGACGUCAAGAUUUAG